Messenger RNA from Balaenoptera acutorostrata (minke whale), 1702 nucleotides. RefSeq names its product ETS transcription factor ELK4 (gene ELK4). Lineage: Eukaryota; Metazoa; Chordata; Mammalia; Artiodactyla; Balaenopteridae. Gene Ontology annotation, cellular component: nucleus. The record is from RefSeq and is a predicted model, not a curated record. The coding region runs from base 241 to 1539 and encodes 432 amino acids. Gene Ontology annotation, molecular function: sequence-specific DNA binding; DNA-binding transcription factor activity, RNA polymerase II-specific. The transcript is spliced from 5 exons. Gene Ontology annotation, biological process: regulation of transcription by RNA polymerase II; cell differentiation.
CGGGGAGGGCGGGGCGCGAGGAGCCGCGGCGGGUGCGGCGGCGGCGGGAGAUGCGGGCGGCUGCGGGCACCCCGCGGGCUUGGCUCGGCCGCCGGCGCCUUCUCCGGCUCCGCCGCGGGGGUCGCAGCGGCUGCCGCGCCAUCCUCGAGUUCCCAGCUUGAGAAGGCGGCGGGCGGAGAGGAGCAUCGUGUUCGAGGCGGAGACCCAGAGGGAGCCCCGCGCGUGGCCUCGCUCAUUGCUAUGGACAGUGCUAUCACCCUGUGGCAGUUCCUCCUUCAGCUCCUAAAGGAGCCUCAGAACGAUCACAUGAUCUGCUGGACCUCUAAUAAUGGGGAGUUCAAGCUUUUGCAGGCAGAAGAGGUGGCUCGUCUCUGGGGGAUUCGAAAGAACAAGCCUAAUAUGAAUUAUGACAAACUCAGCCGAGCCCUCAGAUACUAUUAUGUGAAGAAUAUCAUUAAAAAAGUGAAUGGUCAGAAGUUUGUGUACAAGUUUGUCUCGUACCCAGAGAUUCUGAACAUGGAUCCGAUGACAGUGGGCAGGGCUGAGGGAGACUGUGAAGCUUUAAGCGUCGGUGAACUCAGCAGCAACAGUUCCAAAGAUGUGGAGAAUGGCGGGAAAGAGAAGCCACCACAGCCUGGUGCCAAGACCUCUAGCCGCAAUGACUACAUACACUCUGGCUUAUAUUCUUCAUUUACUCUCAACUCUUUGAACUCCUCCAACAGGAAGCUUUUCAAAUCUAUAAAGGUUGAGAAUCCAGCUGAGAAAUUGGCAGAGAAAAAAUCUCCUCAGGAGCCAACACCAUCUGUUAUCAAAUUUGUAACCACACCUGCCAAAAAGCCACCGGUUGAACCUCUUGCUGCUGCCAUUUCAACUGGGCCAAGUAUUUCUCCAUCUUCAGAAGAAACUAUGCAAGCGUUGGAGAAUUUGGCUUCCCCCAGACUGCCUUCUCUGGAAGCACCAACUUCUGCAUCUAGUGUAACUGCCGCUUUCACCACCACACCAUCUGUUUCGUCCGUGUCCCCUCUGCAGGAGCCUUCUAGAACACCUUCACCACCGCUGAGUUCCAACCCAGAUGUGGACACAGACAUGGAAUCAGUGGCUUCUCAGCCAAUGGAACUUCCAGAGGACUUGUCCCUGGAGCCUAAAGACCAGGAUUUGGCUUUGCCAGAAAAGGACAAAACAAAUAAUUCAUCAAGGUCCAAGAAGCCCAAGGGGUUAGAGCUGGCACCAACCCUGGUGAUCACGGGCAGUGAUCCAAGCCCACUGGGAAUAUUAAGCCCAUCUCUCCCUACGGCUUCUCUUACGCCAGCACUUUUUUCACAGACGCCCAUCUUACUGACUCCGAGCCCCUUGCUCUCCAGUAUCCACUUUUGGAGUACUCUCAGCCCUGUUGCUCCCCUAAGUCCAGCCAGGCUACAAGGUGCUAACACACUUUUCCAGUUUCCUUCUGUGCUGAACAGUCAUGGGCCGUUCACUCUGUCUGGCCUGGAUGGACCUUCCACCCCUGGCCCAUUUUCCCCAGAUCUACAGAAAACAUAACCUAUGCACUUGUGGGAUGAGAGAACCAAGGAAUAAAGAAACAGAAAGACACCCAACAUGAUUACAUUUAAAGUGAGCAAUUGAUAUGUCACAAUGCUGAUAAUAGACUAUUGUGAUUUCUGCCAUUCCCCAUUAAAAAUGCUUUUUUAGGAUUCCCUUUGAA